AUGGUCACAUUCCAGCUCAGCAGACUGGUCACGCAGGUAAACACAGGGAUAACAGGCACCACCCACUCUCCUCCUCCUUGUGUUGAUGUGCCACUUACACGAAACAGAAAAGGAGAAAAGCAAAGGACAUUGGAAUUACAAACCUGGCGCUGUUUUGCUCAAGUUACCCCAGGAACUAACGUCACAGAUCCUUCUAAUAAAAACGGCUCGGAUCACAUAAAACUCAGUCCAGGUCCACUGUCAUCUAUAAAAGCUGCAAUAAAACGCUCAAAACCAAGUUCUCAGAGUGAUCAUAGGAAGGGAUAUUGUAGAAGGCGUCCAGAGAUCACAGUAGUUUCAGCAGAACCUCUGGACAGCAGAAGCUGGAGUCCAGGAAGUCCACUGGUCUCCUCUGCCCUGCACACCCCUCCUCAGCAGGUCCCAACAGAGAGGACCCAGGAAGCCCAUAUUAAACCUGUAGCCCCGCCUCGUCACCUUAACGGUACAGCUACUACUACCACUACUACAACUCCCAAAAGUUCUGGUUUGAAGCCCCCCAAACCACCCAGACCAUCUGCUCGCAAGAACAAAAAGACGCCCACUGUGACAGAUGAUCAUACCAAUGUGCACAGGUCCAAGCCUCCAAAGUUGACCAGGGAAAACAGCGUCCAUGAUGAGGGGUUUGCAAAAGAGCCACCAACGCCUAUGGUUAAGCCAGUCAAAGAGCCGCUCAAGCCAAAUCUGAAUAUUAACAAUCACAAUAACUACUCCACACAGCCAGUGUAUGAGGAUGCAGAGGAUGCAGAGGAUGCAGCAGAUGACACUGAAGAUCCCACGUACAGCGAGUAUGAAUACGUGGAAAGACCAUCAGAGGGUUUCGGAAAUGCAUACGAAUUUCCAGCAUUGGAUGAAGAUAACACAUCACAGGGAUCAGACACUACAGAAAGCCAGUAUGAAUAUGUGGAAUAUCACACAGAUCAAACUCCUGAAAAAGUGCCCCCCAAAACAUACGAGGAAAAACCUUCCAAUAUCCUUCCAGUCAAGCUAAGGUCAACUAUGAAUAACUAUGUCUCAAGGCAAAGUUUGGACCGGAGACCGACCACUAUUAUUGUUCCCAGCAAAAGUGCUUCAUUUUCAGAUGGUUUUCAGGACAACCCCCCUCCCCUGCCUGUCCAGAAAUCAGUGGGAGCCCGCAAAGCACCACCGGUCAACAGGCAUUCAAUUGCCUCCUUUCCAACCCAGGUGUCCCACAGUCCGACACCAGAGCCAUCACUACCGCCACGGAGGCUCACGACCAGUAAAACCCUGCCCCCUCGGCCUCCCUCGGUGAAGUCCGGCCCGGGCAGACCUCCUGCUCCAUGUAUGGAAGCUGCGGGUCGCUCCCACACUGUUCCAUGGGACUCUCAACCACAGGCGACCCAGAAGAGAGGUCCAGUGCUGCCCCCUAGACCCAAUCCAGGACACAAGCUCUACAGCAAAUACACUCUUCAAGUGCCUCAUGCUGUAGCAGCCAAUGACUACAAUGGUAGCAGUAGUGGUGAGCUCUCGUUUCAGAAAAAUGAAGUCCUCGUGCUGCUCAAUACAAUAGACCCCAAUACGUACGAGUGUCAGGUGGGAGACAGAAGAGGAAGAGUCCACCGGUCCAGUCUGAAGGUCAUCACUCCACUGACCACGGCCUCGGAUGACUCUGCAACACAGGGAGGCAAGCAAACAACAUUAGGCAAUGGAUUAACAGUCAAAGUCCUACAUGACUUUAACCCAGAGAACCCUGGAGAGCUGGGUCUAAAAGCAGGAGACGUAGUGACUAUGGUGGAGCAGGUGGACAGUGAGUGGUACAGAGGGACGUGCCGAGGCUCCAGCGGCUUCUUCCCUAUUAACUAUGUCCAAGUCCAGUACUCUUUGUCUGAGUCUCAUUUGGGGGCAAACUCACCCCGACCCCCGGACAGAACAGCUAAGCCAGCUGCAACUGUCAGUGGUCCGAGGUGCGUGGCCAGGUUUGACUUUGAGGGGGAGCACAGUGACGAGCUGAGCUUCUCUGAGGGAGACACGAUCCAGCUCAAGGCCUUCGUGGGACAGGACUGGGCUCGGGGGGAGCUGGGGUCUGUCACUGGAAUUUUUCCCCUCAACUUUGUGGAGAUCAUCCAAGACCUGCCGCCUGGCCACAGUCAGCAGCCCACAAAGCCUACCAAGUUUGCCCUGCCUGGCAUGUCAAAAUCUUCACUCACUCCAGAAACCUCACAAGCUCAGUCUGGCUCAGAGUGGUCUGUCGCCUUGUAUGACUUCUCUGGAAACUCAGACAGCGACCUGUCCUUUGAGAAGGGAGACCGCAUCCUUGUCACCAAGCACAUCGAUGAGGAGUGGAGCAGUGGUAGGCUCAACGGACAGGAAGGAAUAUUCCCCCGUGCUUUUGUCUCAAACACAGCUGGUAAAACAUCUAGUCAUCAGAAUAGAUCAGCCGGGGGUGUGAGUGCCAAAGCGCUGUACGACUAUGAAUCUGAUUGUGAUGAGGAGCUCUCUCUCAAGGUGGGGGACAGGGUCACCAAUAUAGAGAUUGUGGAUGACGAGUGGUUCCUGGGUGAUCUUGGAGGAAAGAGAGCUCUGGUCCCAAAAAACUAUGUAGAGGUCCUGUGA
Molecule: messenger RNA, 2610 nt
Organism: Knipowitschia caucasica
Lineage: Eukaryota; Metazoa; Chordata; Actinopteri; Gobiiformes; Gobiidae
Source: the annotation of a GenBank genome assembly